Molecule: messenger RNA, 1782 nt
Organism: Trachymyrmex cornetzi
Lineage: Eukaryota; Metazoa; Arthropoda; Insecta; Hymenoptera; Formicidae
Product: N-acetylglucosamine-6-phosphate deacetylase
Exons: 8
Coding region: 309-1559 (416 amino acids)
Biological process (GO): N-acetylglucosamine catabolic process
Molecular function (GO): N-acetylglucosamine-6-phosphate deacetylase activity
Source: RefSeq, a predicted model, not a curated record
GGUAUCUGCGCAGACCAUACGAAAUUCGUCUCGAGGUCGAACACACUUUGAUCUCUUCCACUAUGUAGCGAUCUGAAAUAGUUGAUUGAGUUCAUUGGUAACCUAAUUUCCUUAUCAAGAUGGAUCUUUGAUUGGGAAUCAUCGCUUAUACUCGUCCAACAAUCGCCAUUUUAGUGACCUAAAUGCUUGAUCGUCCCAGCAACAUGAAUGUCGUGAAAGCACAUAAUUGAUAACUGUUGAUAAUGCUUUGGAUACACAGAUAAGGUUCUUAUUUAUGAAAUUAAGGUGACUCAGGGUUAUUUCCAAUCAUGCAAUCGUUGAACAUGCUACGAGACAAUAAAGGAGUUCUGAAGCAAUUUUGUAAUUGCAAGAUCUUGCGUGACAGCAGGAUUCAGACAGAGGAUCUAUGGGUGCGAGAUGGAAAGAUAGUGAAUCCGGAGAAGAUUUUCUACGAUGAGAAAAUCAAGCCAGAUGUUAGAAUAGACUGUGGCGGCGCUUUGAUCUCACCAGGAUAUAUAGAUGUGCAGAUUAAUGGAGGAUUUGGUAUAGAUUUUUCAUGUAAUAUUGAUAACGUGGAAGGAGGCAUUGCUAAAGUAGCAAAGGGAUUGUUGGAACAUGGAGUAACAUCCUUUUGCCCUACAUUGGUUACAUCUCCUACCGAGAUAUACCACAAAAUCUUACCAAGAAUAAAGAAACGAAAUGGAGGUAGUCAUGGUGCUGGUGUGCUGGGUGUUCACAUAGAAGGACCAUUUAUUAGUCCAGAUAAGAAAGGUGCCCAUCCAGAACAUUAUAUCAGAAAAUUUGAACAGGGAUUUAAAUCAGUAACUGAUAUGUAUGGUGAUCUAGACAAUGUGUGCAUGUUUACAUUAGCACCUGAAAUAUCGAAUGCUACAUUUGUUAUCGAAGAGUUAUAUAGAAGAAAUAUUAAAGUAUCCCUUGGACAUUCUAUAGCAAAUUUAAAUGAAGGAGAAAAAGCAGUUAAACAUGGAGCAUCAUUUAUCACUCAUUUAUUCAAUGCCAUGCUGCCUUUUCAUCAUAGAGAUCCAGGAUUGGUUGGUCUGUUAACAUCCGACCAAAUCCCGCCUGAAAGAAUUGUUCAUUUUGGCAUAAUCGCUGAUGGGAUUCAUACUCAUCCUGCGGCAUUGCGGAUCGCUCAUAGAACGCAUCCCGAAGGUCUGGUGCUUGUAACUGAUGCGAUAUCAGCGUUGGGUCUAGAAGAGGGAAUCCAUCAAUUAGGACAGUUUAAAAUAGAGAUACGUAAAGGAUGCGCAUAUAUUGCUGAAACAAAUACUCUCUGUGGUAGCAUAACCGAGCUUUCCAAAUGUGUGAGACAUUUUAAAGAAGCUACAGGUUGCACAGUAGUUGAGGCUUUAGAAGCGGCAACUUUACAUCCCGCGAGAACUCUCGGUAUCGAUUCUUACAAAGGUGUUCUGAAUUUUGGGGUCGACGCUGAUUUCAUAUUACUUGAUGAGAAACUCCAAGUAUUGUCAACAUGGAUUUCAGGAGACUGUGUUUAUGAGAAGAAUAUUAGCAGUUUUUUUUUACGUGGAACAAUUUGAUGCUUGAAUGUAAGUAGGUAUCUUAGUAUAUAAAUCCGAAUCAAUUACUGUAUAAAGCAAAUGGAUAUAUUUUAUGACUGGACGCUGUAUAAAAUGAUAGUGAAAGGCUCACGAGAGAUACUGUUAUAAUAAAAAGACUUAAGGCUUCUGAAUAGUCACCACAGCUAUAUUGAAUCGUAACGUCAGAAGCGAGAAGUGACACGUUAAUUUUUAUUACGUGCCA